GGCCCGGCCUCCCGGAGCCCGCUCAGCUCCUGCGCCCGACGUCUGGGGCCCCGCCGCGCUCCGGGGCCGUCGCGACGCCGCGGCUUUGUCCCUCCAGCCCGCGGGCCCCGGUGGUGGCCGCUCGACGCCUUUGGGCGCUUCGAACGGGGCGCCGUCGUUUUCCGCCCCUCGCGGCUUGGCCCCGGCCGGAGCACUGCGCGCCCCGACCCCUGGCCGGGCCCUCGUCUCUCCAGGUUUUCUCUCAGGGUCUCUGUCCCCGUGCCUCGGUGUCCCCGGUGUCGUGGUCCGCCUCUUGCCUCACGCUGUCUCUGGCCCUGCAUCUCUCUCCAGGCGGACGCCGCGGGCAUGGACUAUUCGUACGACGAGGACCUGGACGAGCUGUGCCCAGUGUGUGGGGACAAGGUGUCCGGCUACCACUACGGGCUGCUCACGUGCGAGAGCUGCAAGGGCUUCUUCAAGCGCACAGUGCAGAACAACAAGCACUACACGUGCACCGAGAGCCAGAGCUGCAAGAUCGACAAGACGCAGCGCAAGCGCUGUCCCUUCUGCCGCUUCCAGAAGUGCCUGACGGUGGGGAUGCGCCUGGAAGCCGUGCGUGCUGACCGCAUGCGGGGUGGCCGGAACAAGUUUGGGCCCAUGUACAAGCGCGACAGGGCACUGAAGCAACAGAAGAAAGCACAGAUUCGAGCCAAUGGCUUCAAGCUGGAGACAGGCCCCCCAAUGGGGGUGCCCCAGCCUCCUCCUCCUCCUCCGGACUACAUGCUCCCCCCCAACCUGCAUGCGCCCGAGCCCAAGGGCCUGGCAUCGGGUCCACCUGCUGGGCCACUAGGCGACUUUGGAGCCCCAGCGUUGCCCAUGGCCGUGCCUGGCACCCACGGGCCACUGGCUGGUUACCUCUAUCCUGCCUUCCCUGGCCGUGCCAUCAAGUCCGAGUACCCGGAGCCCUAUGCCAGCCCCCCACAGCCUGGGCCACCUUACGGCUACCCGGAGCCCUUCUCCAGCGGGCCGAGUGUGCCCGAGCUCAUCCUGCAGCUGCUGCAGCUGGAGCCUGACGAGGACCAGGUACGGGCUCGCAUCGUGGGCUGCCUGCAAGAGCCAGCCAAGGGCCGCCCUGACCAGCUGGCGCCCUUCAGCCUGCUGUGCAGGAUGGCAGACCAGACCUUCAUCUCCAUCGUGGACUGGGCGCGCCGCUGCAUGGUGUUCAAGGAGCUGGAGGUGGCCGACCAGAUGACCCUGCUACAGAACUGCUGGAGUGAGCUGCUGGUGUUUGACCACAUCUACCGCCAGGUCCAGUACGGCAAAGAGGGCAGCAUCCUGCUGGUCACCGGACAGGAGGUGGAGUUGAGCACGGUGGCCGCCCAGGCCGGCUCACUGCUGCACAGCCUGGUGCUGCGGGCCCAGGAGCUGGUCCUGCAGCUGCACGUGCUGCAGCUGGACCGUCAGGAGUUCGUCUGCCUCAAGUUCCUCAUCCUCCUCAGCCUUGAUGUGAAGUUCCUGAACAACCAUAGCCUGGUGAAGGAUGCCCAGGAGAAGGCGAAUGCGGCCCUGCUGGACUACACGCUGUGCCACUACCCGCACUGUGGGGACAAGUUCCAGCAGCUGCUGCUGUGCCUGGUGGAGGUGCGGGCCCUGAGCGUGCAGGCCAAGGAGUACCUGUACCACAAGCACCUGGGCAAUGAGAUGCCGCGCAACAACCUGCUCAUUGAGAUGCUGCAGGCCAAGCAGACCUGAGCGGCUGGAGGGGAGGCACCAGCCUGAGCUAGGAGCUGCUCAUGGGACAGGCAGGGCCUGGCUUAGGGGGUGGCCCUCACCUGCCACUGGCACUUGCCUGCCACCCAGAGUGCCCCAAGGAGGCGGCUGCCAACCACCUCCUUCCCCUGCUCCCAGCUUCCACCCUGGAGUCCAAAGCUCCAGGUUGGGGGAGGAAGUCUGGGAUUCCCUGGGGGCCCUUCAUGUCCUCCCUCCGCCUUGUCCUGGAAUCAGAAGCGGAGGAGGUUGAGUGGGCAUCAGUGGGGGAAGGAGAGGGGGUCUGCAGAACCCCGCAGAGGGGAGGGACGCCCUCUAUUUUGUACACUAGAGAUAAGUGGGUUUGCUAAAUUGGGCUGGGGCUGUUGGCCCUAGAGAAACCUGGACACUUGAGGGCCAGAAUACCUCCCUCCAGGCCUCAACCCAUCUCACUUCUGCAGGGGAGGCUCUGAUCCAGGAUUUUGCUAUGACUGCCUUCUCUCCCCUCCUUCUGCCUUGCCCAGGAGGAGUUUGGUACAGUCCACAUCUCGCCCGCCCACACCUGGCCAGCCAGGCUGGGACUAAUCUGCAAGGGUGUAGCCGAGAGGGUUUUGCCUUUUUCUUUGUUUCCGUCUCCUAGACACUCCUGGAGAGGCCUGUGUGUGCUGGAGGGCAGGGACAGAUUUGAGGACUGAGCAGGACCUGGUGGCUAGCACCAAGUACAGGUCCAGGCUUCUUCCCAGGCUCUGGUCCCCAGUAUCCUGGGCUGUUGGGGGCGGGGAGCUGGUUGAUUUUUCUGAGCACCCUGCUGCAAUCAAGAGAAGACCUGUUUAUGUCCUCCGUGGCACUGGGUGAAUCACUGGGGCCCAUGGGGGAUCAGAGUCUUGUGGGUGGAAAAUGGCUAAACCCAGGAGGGCACAUAGGUCCCUGGAUCAGGCCAGUGCUGAGGAGCUCUCCCUUGUGGCCCUGUCCCAGAGGUCCCUGGCUGCAACCCUGGAAGCUGGCCUCAGUGCCCUGACCUCUCCCGCUGUCCACCCUGCUUUUGCGUCACUGUUGCAGCUUGUGGUGAGCCUGCCAGGUUGGGUGAGGCUGGGCGUCCCCGCCCCUGCUUUCUGCCACCCUAUCUCAGCCCCCACCUCAGCCCCCCAAAAAUGCAUGCCCCUGCCAAGGCCAGAGACCCACAGCCCUGAAACAAGAAGUGCCCUUACAAAUCUCCCCAGCCCCUGAAGCCCUCAAAUAAAUUUUGCAAUUAGUUUCCA
This is a messenger RNA of Heterocephalus glaber (naked mole-rat), 2984 nucleotides long. NCBI's taxonomy places the organism in Eukaryota, Metazoa, Chordata, Mammalia, Rodentia, Bathyergidae. The record is from RefSeq and is a predicted model, not a curated record.